Messenger RNA from Dendrobium catenatum, 1626 nucleotides. Its product is annotated as purple acid phosphatase 15-like. Lineage: Eukaryota; Viridiplantae; Streptophyta; Magnoliopsida; Asparagales; Orchidaceae. The record is from RefSeq and is a predicted model, not a curated record. Gene Ontology annotation, molecular function: metal ion binding; acid phosphatase activity. The transcript is spliced from 8 exons.
AUGCUUAUGCUGAUUAUUGUAACUCUCACCAUGAUCACGCUGCUACUGGCGGCAGUUGCCGUCGCUGAAGGAUGCGGCGCGCGGCCGCAUGUCCGCUGUCCCGUCGACGCUUACGGGCCCUUCGCGCCAGUGACUGUGAAGCUUGACGGCGAGGCUUUUCGAGGUGAAGCCGUUGAUUUACCGGAAACCGAUCCGCGGGUGGUGAGGCGGGUGACGGGUUUCGAGCCGGAGCAGAUAUCUGUGUCCCUUCCGCUACCCGCGGAUUCCGUAUGGAUAUCUUGGGUCACAGGUGAUUUCCAAAUGGGUAAUGACAUUCAACCUUUGCAUCCUGCAAAGGUUGCAAGUAUCGUUCGUUAUGGAAGAUUGCGACAUCACUUAGCUUUGAAAGCUACUGGCCAUUCACUUGUUUAUAGUCAGAUUUAUCCAUUCGAAGGCAUGCAGAAUUAGACAUCCGGAAUAAUCCACCAUGUUCGCCUUACAGGACUUGAACCAAGUACCCGCUAUUUCUAUCGGUGUGGAGACCCUUCAAUACCAGCAUUGAGUACCACACAUGAGUUCAGAACAAUGCCCAUUUCAGGUCCUAAGAACUACCCAAAAAGAAUUGCAAUUGUCGGGGAUCUUGGCCUUACUUAUAAUACAACUUCAACUGUAGAUCAUAUGAAAAGUAACAAACCCGAUCUGAUCUUAUUGUUGGGGGAUGCUACUUACGCGAACUUGUAUUUAACUAAUGGAACUGGGUCAGAGUGCUAUUAUUGCUCAUUUCCAAAUACCCCAAUACAAGAGUCCUACCAACCUAGGUGGGACUACUGGGCAAGGUUUAUGGAACCUACAGUGUCAGAAAUUCCAAUAAUGGUGAUAGAAGGAAACCAUGAUGAAGAAGAACAGGUGGGCGGCAAGACUUUUGAAGCUUAUAGUUCAAGAUUUGCAUUCCCAACUAAAGAAAGUGGAUCAGACUCCACAUUUUACUACUCCUUCAAGGCUGGAGGAAUACAUUUUGUCAUGCUUGGUGCAUACAUUUCCUAUAAUAAGUCAGGAGAGCAGUACAAGUGGCUGCUAAGGGAUUUGGCAUCUGUAGAUAGAAGAGUUACCCCUUGGUUGAUUGCAACUUGGCAUUCACCUUGGUAUAGUACAUAUAAAGCCCAUUAUAGGGAGGUGGAGUGCAUGAGGGUGGAAAUGGAAGAACUACUAUACUCAUAUGGUGUUGACAUUGUCUUCAAUGGCCAUGUGCAUGCGUACGAGAGAUCAAAUCGGGUUUAUAACUACACAUUGGAUCCUUGUGCUCCCAUUCACAUUGUGGUUGGAGAUGGAGGAAACCGAGAGAAGAUGGAAGUAAAUCAUGCAGAUGACCCUGGCCACUGUCCUGAUCCAGCAACAACCCCAGAUGAUAUAGGGGGCUUCUGCGCCUUCAACUUCACAGGUGGACCAGCUGAGGGCAAGUUCUGCUGGGACCAUCAACCUGAUUACAGUGCAUACAAAGAAAGUAGCUUCGGACAUGGAAUUUUAGAGGUGAAAAAUGAGACUCAUGCAUUGUGGACAUGGCAACGAAAUCAGGAUUCAUAUAAAAGCACAGGUGAUCAGCUCUAUAUAGUCAGGCAGCCGCACAAGUGCCCCAUCCUGCCCAAAUGA